AACCAGCCUUCCCUUGCCGCACCAUUCGAGCUCCGGACGUUGUUGAGUGCACGUGUGCGCUAGUCGCGUUCCGAACACGAAUACGUCUUUAAUAAUUCGGUGCAACUUUGCGAUGUUUGGACUUUUCCGUAUUCGAAAUCUGUGACCCUGUGUUUCGAAAUUUAAGUUAAUCUCCGAAGACUAUUUAGGAACAUAGUGUUUGUGUAUUUAGUGAAAAAUGCUUGUAGAGGACUCUCAAAAUCGUUCAGUGCUGGCGAAGAACUAUGCGCACUGUCCGCUGAAGAAGCGACCGGUGUUGGUGCGGGAGGAGCGGCCUGCGACGCCGCCCACUACGCCGCCUCAUCCCGCCCACCUUGCCACGAGACUUUAUUAUGAUUAUCAUUGUGACAUGGAAAAUGAAGAACCUGAGAAUCUUAGCACUAAGCCCGAAGACCUGUCCAAGACAGGAAACUAUCCGAGCAAAGCUUCGUCGCCAGUUUCAGCGAUGACGGUUAAGGUUGAACCAAGAGAAUGGUCUCACCAGCUGCCCGACUAUAUGUCAGCUUGCCGAACUCGCCUCGAGCCGGCACCAACAGAGCUUGCACGACCUACGCCGCAGUACCCUUACAUGCCGACAUUGUAUUCGCCCUACGCAUUUGAAGAAUUAUACCCAGCGGCACCUGCUCUGUCCCCUCCGAUACACCCGCAAUUGUAUACGCGUUACUCACCCGCAUCACCGCCGUCCUCGUGUUCACCUCCACCUUGCCCCGAAGAUCUAAGAUCACCCGGUUCCGUUUCUUCCGACUCGGGAGUUUCCGUUUCGGGAACACGUCGUCCUCGGUAUCAAUGUUCAGACUGCGCAAAGUCUUAUUCGACGUAUUCCGGUCUCUCGAAACAUCAGAAAUUUCACUGUGCUGCUGCGGAAGGUAGUCUAGCAAGGAAGUCUUUCAGCUGCAAAUAUUGUGCAAAGGUUUACACUUCUCUUGGUGCACUUAAAAUGCACAUCCGCACGCAUACGCUACCCUGUAAAUGCCAUUUAUGCGGUAAAGCCUUUUCAAGACCCUGGCUUCUUCAGGGUCACAUCAGAACGCACACCGGUGAGAAACCAUUCUCUUGCCACCACUGCAGGCGCGCAUUUGCCGAUAGAUCGAAUCUUCGCGCUCACCUUCAGACCCAUUCGGAUGUGAAAAAAUAUUCGUGCUCUGGUUGUGGUAAAACCUUUUCACGUAUGUCCCUUCUGAGUAAACAUCUGGAAGGCGGAUGUGGAGUACCAGGCAGCACGCCUUACGAGUAUCGUCCUGAAGCAAUGCAAGUUGCGCAUGCGCACCCAAACCUCCCACCGCCCGCUACCGUGCACGCCUAUUAAUAAGACUGAAUGGAUCUCCGAUCUCAAAUAUUGUAAAACAUUAAUUACACAAGUAAUCGGCUCACCAUAAUGAAUAAGCACGAAAUGUUCAUAUUUUUAAGGAUAUGUAUGUGUGUCUAAAUUACUUUGUAAAAUUUUAAAGUGUGUUAGAAUUACUGUGUAAAUUUCGAUUGUAAUUAUCGGUAAGUUAAGUUAUUCUUAAGUAGUAAGUCACGCAAAUCGUGACCUAACCCUAGUCAUAUGGCAUUUGCCGAGUGUCAUACACUUGUUCAAAAUAAAAUUUAUAAAUGAAAUUGUAAUCCUAAGCCAUGUACAAAGUGCCUUAAAAUAUAAAUAAUUAAUAUAUUCUUUGAAGAAAUUAUAACAGUACAUAUAUCCUGAGACGCUAUUCUUUUUAAUAAAUACUUAUAAUAGUAUUUAAGAGGCUAUUAUAGAGCCGAUUUGUAAAUCGUGUUCCUUUCUGUUACCUCCAAAUAAAUAUUACUGAGUUUGAAAAUUAUUCUUUUAAUAAAUUCUGUACAAAUCACCUCUCAACAUUAAGAAUACAAUGGUAUUUGCCUGAUCAAAAAGAUUGAACUAGGUUUCAAGCUCUUACACGAUCGCAGCAUUAUUUGACAACGUUUUCAAAGUAUCACGCAUUCAAUUUUUCUUCGACCGUAGGUAAGAUCGACAGCAUUCACGCUGAUUCGUAAAAUCCAUGAAAUCAUUUCAAACCAGUAAGGCCGUGAAAUCGCCUAUCCAUCCAAGCCAAUAAUAAACCUACUAAAAACUAUGACAUUAACACAAUUUUAAUUCUACUUUAACUGUCAAACAAGAAAGUAUUUAUAUUCCUGACAACUGACAAAAUAACAACUUAUAAACUGAAAAAGAAAUUAAGAGAAAAUAUUUCGAACUUGGAUGGCAAAGCGGGAUGUGAAAUUCAUUAUUUAAUGGAUCUGUUAAACUCUUAACACGAGGUCGGCCGUGUGAUUGUCCAUCUACAGCAUUAAAUAUACAUAUAAAAACACAUUUAUGUGCAAGUUUCAUAAGUUUGCCGCAAUUUAGCGGUAGCGGUCUUAUCGACGAGACAAUAGCAUGGAACACCGGUCCGAUGUGGGUCGAACAUUAGACAGUGGGCGCCAUGCCGCCGUCGACGGUCACCCGGCCACGAGGUCACCACCCAGAGCCUGCUCCCGCUUAUGCCUAGCUGGUAUUAAGCCGAUGUCGGAAUAUCAUAAACAAAACCUUUGAAACCUCUAUUGGGAACGAUAUACUUAUUUACCUAUAAACAAAUAUUACUUACUCAACUAUAAACAAUAAAGAUUUUAAGAGAAUAAA
Bombyx mori (domestic silkworm) is the source of this 2662-nucleotide messenger RNA. Its product is annotated as zinc finger protein SNAI2. Gene Ontology annotation, molecular function: DNA-binding transcription factor activity, RNA polymerase II-specific; RNA polymerase II cis-regulatory region sequence-specific DNA binding. NCBI's taxonomy places the organism in Eukaryota, Metazoa, Arthropoda, Insecta, Lepidoptera, Bombycidae. The record is from RefSeq and is a predicted model, not a curated record. The transcript has 3 exons. Gene Ontology annotation, biological process: regulation of DNA-templated transcription. Bases 218 to 1345 code for a protein of 375 amino acids.